ACUUAAUGCCAGUCAAAGGUCCCCUUAAUCUCGGGUACGUCAGGAACAUAGACUCUCUCAUUGGCUGCUCACCCUCCAAUCCUCCCCAAUGAACCCUGGGGUCCCCCGUUCGCCGUCAUCCCAAGAUACCGUACAUCCCAUACUCCAUACCGCCCGGAUACCGCCCAGAUAUUGCCCAGCACCCCCCUCUCCUCAGACCCGUUUCGAACUUCACCUUGCCUCGUUUGAGAUCUUACCCAUUCUACUCCUCCUCUCAACCCUCAACACACUCCCUUGAUACUAUCAUGACUUCCAGUCAAACAAACACUCUCCUUCAUUGUUGACCUUUCGCUCUGUCAAUCCCGUCGUGUACAUACAUAUCAGACGAAUACGCGAUACCUCAUCCACAUGCGAUACAGCGCAAUCUACCAACACACAUAGGAGUUGAUCUCUGAACCACUCACUCUCUGAACCUCAUGCUUUCUUCCUGCGCUCUUUAGCAAUAUACCCUCGUUUUUUUCCUGCUUCAAUGCGUGUUUGAUACCGCAACGACCGAAGCCAAAUAUCUCGACGCUGCGACACCAGCAAACACAUUACACCUUCUCUCAAUAAUCUAUCUCGAUUGACCGAUUUUACACACCGAUCAACCACCACACUCUCUAUCCGCCAUGUUACCCAAUCUACGUGGCCUCGCCGGCCUCUCCCUCGUCGCUCUUCUUGGCCUCGCGACAGCCCAAACAUUCACAGACUGCGAUCCUACGACAAAGGAGUGUCCCGAAGAGGCUGCGCUGGGUAUGAAAUACAACUUCGAUUUCACCCAGGAAUCCAACGGCUCAACCUGGAACGUGGAGGCAGGCAAUGCCAAUUAUCAGAAAGACGGCGUUCUUCUUCCCAUCAAUGCAAAGAAGCAGGCGCCGACGCUCGUAUCGCAGUUCACCAUCAUGUUUGGCAGAGUCGAGGUCCACAUGAAGGCGGCCCGUGGAAAGGGAAUCGUAUCGUCCAUCGUCUUGCUUUCCAAGGAUCGCGAUGAGAUUGACUGGGAAUUAAUCGGUGGCAACGAAACCCACGUCCAAUCGAACUACUUCGGUAAAGGAAACGAGACAUUAUUCGACAGGGCUUUCUGGCAUCCUCUCAACAAGCCCAUGGACGAGUUCCACAACUACACGCUUCUAUGGACCGCGAAACAAUUGGACUUCUUCGUCGACACUGAGAAAGUCCGCACUCUGAUGUACGAAGAUGCCCUCGGUGGCAAGAACUACCCCCAGACACCUAUGACCGUCAAACUCGGCGUCUGGGCAGGCGGUGACCCUGACAACAGCAAAGGCGUCAUCGAAUGGGCAGGCGGCGAGACCAAUUACGACAAUGUGCCCUUCCACAUGUAUGUGAAGAGCGCCGAAAUUGAAGAUUUCACCACCGGCGCCAAAGCAUACAAGUACGGCGACCUCACCGGAAGCUGGGAGAGCAUCCAAUCCAUCCCCGGCAACUCCACCCAGCGCCUCCUCCUCCUCGACAUCAAGCCCCCCCCAGCACCCACCAUAAGCGACAAAUUCAACGCCCUCCCCUCCUCCUCCAAAAUCGCCAUCUACGGCGGCGCUGGCGGCGCCGCCUUCCUCCUUGCUGCCGCCUGCCUCUUCUCGUGCUGCCGCAAACGCCGCCAGGGCGCCCGCGAGGCCAAGGCCUUCCGCGCUAAGCAAGAAGCCAUGGACCGCGAAGACGAGGCUUAUCAGAUCGAACUCAAAGCCGCGGGGAUCAGCCCCGACGCGCUAGGUCCCAGCGGUAUGACGGCCCAGGAAUUCGCUAGCGGUGGCGUCGUAAAGUCACCUGGACUUGACCGCUCGAUGGACCCGCCUAUGCCUACCGUACCAGCUGCGUAUCAAGGUGCAGGCGCGUCUAUCAAAUCACCCACUGGCUCCCUCCGCCCCGGCGCUGCGCCCUACGGCGACGCAGCCGGUCUGCGCAGUCCCGCGCUCGCGUCCCCCGGUUACGCAGGCGGUGGGCAGUUCAAUAGCCCCCGCUCUCCUGGUCCGGGGGGGUACUCGGUGAACUCGCGCAAUGUGAGCGGGGGCGGGUAUGUGCCAGCGGCGGCGCCGAAUAAUUCGACCGAAUACUUUGCGCCGCAGCCCAGGACCAAUACACAGGGCUCGUGGAAUAGUGCGGCGGCGGAGAAUAUGGGCAGGUCGGGAAGCUCGAAUUCGCAGAGGCCCAGGGGGAAUGGGGGGUAUGGCGGGGGUGCGUUUUAAGGUGUCUAGGGUGCCUGAAGCGUCUGGGCCGCAGGGCUGGCGGUUAUGAAGUUUGGGGG
Messenger RNA from Pseudogymnoascus verrucosus, 2278 nucleotides. RefSeq lists its product as uncharacterized. The coding region runs from base 648 to 2219 and encodes 523 amino acids. Gene Ontology annotation, molecular function: glycosyltransferase activity; hydrolase activity, hydrolyzing O-glycosyl compounds. The transcript has 2 exons. Gene Ontology annotation, cellular component: fungal-type cell wall. Gene Ontology annotation, biological process: fungal-type cell wall organization; carbohydrate metabolic process. The record is from RefSeq and is a predicted model, not a curated record. Lineage: Eukaryota; Fungi; Ascomycota; Leotiomycetes; Thelebolales; Thelebolaceae.